Messenger RNA from Cladophialophora psammophila CBS 110553, 987 nucleotides. RefSeq lists its product as uncharacterized. The coding region runs from base 1 to 987 and encodes 328 amino acids. The record is from RefSeq and is a predicted model, not a curated record. The transcript has 2 exons. NCBI's taxonomy places the organism in Eukaryota, Fungi, Ascomycota, Eurotiomycetes, Chaetothyriales, Herpotrichiellaceae.
AUGUCGUUCACCGGUCCCUCGCCCCUGGCUCUUCCGCCGCCUUCUGCCGGGGUGCUCACGCCGCCAGGAGUGCGGGAGUAUCUCGAAGCCAUGAACGUCGAGAGCUCAGACAAGGUCGAGAUUGUAGCUGGUUAUCGCGAUCGAAACAACGCAGCGUUUCAUUACUUCGUUUCAACUGCGGCGAUCCUCGAGACUUGCACCGUUCUUCAACCAGAACUCCGCGUCGACGAGGAUGGCACCUAUGAGUACUCAAAACCCGAAGAACUCCUUGUCAAGCAGGACGGCACCUCGAUGUACUCAUUCUCUUUUCAGCCUUCACAGCUUGACGCCACUGCGAUAUUCGGAUUGUGGCUCGGUCUCCAUAACAGCUGUGAUGCCCUGGUCCAGACAGGGUUUGAUGACCUGAUUCGGUACAAGUUCAGUCAGAUUCCAGGCCUUGUCGUCAACUGCUGGAUGGUGGCGUCGACAAUGGGUUCGCAGCCAUUUAAAAACUACCUGACGAGCAUUGGAGUUGAAAUGUCCGACGAUGACUAUGAUGUCAUCAUGGGCCUGGUCAAUCGUCUCGUCCGGGCAGGAUAUCCCGGUUGCUCUGUCGUUGGCGCCCUGCUUGAGAAUCUGGCUUUUCUGAUCGUCAAACACGAGCUAGACCUCAAGACAUACCUUCACGACUGGAUGCAGCAUGGCGCACUGAUGAAGGAGAGUCCUUCUCUUCUCAUCAACUUCCUGCUCACAGUCGAAGAGUUGCAGGGCCUGAAGGACCGCGGAUUGCCUUACCAUCCCGUUGAUCGCCUCUGCUGGAAAUGGCACAUGCACAGGAGCAUGGAGGAGCGGAGAGCGUGUCCCAACUUCAAAGAGGACGAGGGACCCGUGCUGGACGCGAGUGACGAUGAAGAGCAACUCAACGUUCGUUUCACCGGACGUCCUGUCGAACAGGAAUUCCAUGAAGGCUGGGCCCAAAGGCGAAUGGAUCGUGCUCGAGAAAUUUGA